Trematosphaeria pertusa is the source of this 3843-nucleotide messenger RNA. RefSeq lists its product as uncharacterized. The record is from RefSeq and is a predicted model, not a curated record. NCBI's taxonomy places the organism in Eukaryota, Fungi, Ascomycota, Dothideomycetes, Pleosporales, Trematosphaeriaceae. The coding region runs from base 1 to 3843 and encodes 1280 amino acids. The transcript has a single exon.
AUGGAGCUCCGUCUGGUGACUCUCAUCCUCCUUUCGCUGUCGCUUUUUCUGGGCAGCGCUUCCACAUAUGACGCGGCGACGCCGUCCAGAACAAUUUCAAAUGACGUCAAAGAAUCCAUUUUGGUGCCGACUGUGGUCCAAACGGCUGCGCUUGAUGCCUCUCGAUCUAGGUUGCUGUCGACUUUGAUUACGAGCUGGUUCUGGGUUCCUGUGGAGGACACUAGUACAUCGGGUCCGGCAGGCGGUCCGGCGAUCACUGAGUUAACUACGACCAAUACUUGGAGCUCCUCGUCCAUUACGUGGGGCACCUCUACUUCGAGCACGCAAUGGAGUACCGCCGAUGUGUCGCCGUCCGCGCCGACAAGCUGGCCAUCAAGCCUCUUGACCCAAACCGCGAGCUCUGGCUCAAGCACUGUCGCCUUCUCAGAGUCCACACUGUUCCCAACUAGCUGGCCCUCGACCAAUUUGGACGCUUCCUCGGCAAGCAUGGCGUCAAGCAUGCCCCAUGUUUCUACGGUGAGCUUCGAGUCAAGCUCGCUCGGGGUCUCUGAGUCCAUGGCGCUGCCGACGAGCUUGCCUUCAAUCCCCUCUAGCGCCUUAACAUCGAGCCCUCCAUUGACCGCACCCGAGAUACCUCGGACUACGUCGACAAAUUCGUCCUGGAGCUUUACUACGUCCUCCCCUACGUCGGCUUUCGGUGUUCCCUCGACGAGCUCCCUGUCAAACACUCUCGCCGAGCCUUCAAUGGUGUCAACAAGCUGGUCAUGGCGCCCCUCCACGUCUUUCCCCACCUUCGAAUCUGGCUGGAAUGGCUCCGUUAGCUCUUCGACGCCGUUCUCUUCCCCUCUGGAGUGGACAUCCCCAGCACCGACGUCCAACCUGACCACGCUACCCAGCCUCUCGACGUCGAGCGUUACCUGGUGGAGUGAUGCUAGUCCGACGACGUUUUUGAAUCAGUCAACCACUUCUACGACAUAUCAGUCAUCUGAUCUUGGCGCGUCCUCUAACACAUGGACAAAUACUACGUCUUCGAAAUUGCAACAAUCGUCGUCAACCCAACUAUCCACGACGGGGGAUUUGAUUACGGAGACGGAUACGACAUCGUCCUCGGUCUGGCCUUCCACUCCGCCUAUGUUUUCGUCGUCUUCGAGCAUGUCAACGUCAUCCCAGACGAUAUCCCCACCAGUUGUCGUUCCGCCUCUCUUCCCCAGUACCACGGCGCCGACACCCGUGCCAGAGCUCCCGUCCCGGCCUCCCAACCUUCCAACUUUGUCGCCAUCGCAGCCUGGUCUGCCGUCCCUCCCCAGCGCGCCAUCGAAUCUUCCUACUGAUCUGCCUUCCUUCAAUCUAACGGGUACACCGCCGGGUACACACUCAGGUACGCGGACUGCUAUAUCCGGCACCGAAUCGGGCACACAAUCGGGCACGCAAGCGGCCACGCAAUCGGGCGCGCACUCGGGUACAUCGACGGGUACGGGAACGACUUCUUCGUCCAGCGCCGUUUCAAGUGACCUUGCAAAGGACAAGAAGGAGAUCACCGACGACAUUGAUAAGCUCUUGGAGGACCUCGACAAUGAUGAAGACGACGACGACAAGAAGCGCAAUAAGAUUUUAGAAAAGAUUGACGAGCUCAUUCCAAAGAUCAAGGGUCUGAAGGACAAGCUUCCGCCGGUUCCUGACCCUCCCGGAGGCUGCAAAAAGGCACCGAGGCCUAAAUGUGGCGUUCUUCAAUUUCUCUGCGAUAUUGCCAAGUCGGUCGUCGAGCUCGCCGUCUGUAUAGUCGACAACCUGUACAAGCUCCGGAAGAAGAUCAUGAUUAAAGCCUUCGAGGAGAUCUUUGACAUCAUUACCGACAUAAAGUUCCAGAAUCAGGGCUUGAACGAUUGGGAUGUGAGGAAAUUUCCAAACGGAGUUCCUACGCCGCCAGUCCCUUCGCCGCCAGUACCAACCCCACCAGUAACUCCUUCGCCGCCAGUGACCCAGCCUCCAACAACACAGCCACCAAGUACAGGACCAAAAUCAAGCGAACCCAACGGCUCCACAGGAUCGGAUGGCUCCACGGGAUCGGAGGGCUCUACUGCAUCAGGCUCGGGAUGCCGCACCCCUUCCGUCGUUUAUCAGACGUAUGCAUCGUGUCUGGAUACCCCCGUAGCUACGCAACCCGCCGCUACUACUCGCAGCUGUACCACCCGCACGUCGACAAUCACGGGCUGCAACAUCAAUGGCUUCCUGACCACGGUCUUCUCAACCGCCUCCUGCUCUGCGCGCACUGUGAGCGAUUGCAAUAUCAUCUGCACCGCAACCGUAACGACUACCGUUGGUGCUGGCUCGAAGCGGCAGGAGAAUUCCGCCUGCAGCACAACCUGCGGUCCUCCAAUCACCACGUGUGGCGGAAGUGCAACUACAAGCUCCUCUACAGUUACGACUACCAGCACGACUUCAGUACGCAUAUGCGCGCCGUCAUGUACCGCUUGCGCCAGUCCUGAGCCAAGCUGGAGCGGCACUUUCUCUCUUUCUAACGGAUGGUCCACCCCAGCUGAGACUGCCGCACCCACUGCUGCUACGCCGGCUAAACGUGGGCUCUCUAAGCGCGCUCUGCCCAGUCCGAAUGAUCCGCUUUAUGGGGGGAACGCGGCUCUUUUCAUAAUCAAUAUUUGUGCCAAUUACGCCCUUCGCCUUCCGCUCGGCUUGCCGCCUGAUCCCCCAACGACUGGCCUGACGCAGCGUUUAAGCCGGACCCGUGGCAGUGUGGCGAUAACCAACUUGUACGGCUGCACUGCGGUAGUGGUUGUAUCUCGAAGACGAUUCUGGCUUGCACAUUUCUGGGAAUCCUCCAUGAUCCCUGAGGACAGUUUUCACACCGACGUUCUCCAGCCGAUGGAAUUUGGUGGGGCUAACUCUCAAAUUCCGCUUGGCCUUUCUCCGUUCGCUGAACGCGGUGAAGACCUCGGUCAAAAUCCUAAUAAUAACGUCAGAGCCUUUAUCAUCACUCCUAAAAGCCGACGCGCGCCAGAUGAGCUUGAGUAUCCUGACCGGGUAAAUUCGAUGGCCGACCUCUUACGGAGGGUUAUAUUGCCAUAUGGAGACAAAACCUCCCAUCGCCAUAUCGUCCCCGUUACGACCAUCCCCUACGCUGUUCAGCCGGUAGAGUACCCAGAUCCCCCAUAUGUGAAAGCCGAUGGCAAGCUCGUGAUCAUCUACGAUCCGGUUCAGGAGCUGAUCCCGAGAGCUGGCGGCUGUGAAGAGCAGAUCGCGGCCUUGGAGAUAUGGUUUGGAGCAAAUAAUCGACCACUUGAUCGCGACACCUGGCCCGCUUUGUGGGACCAAAAUCUAUCGUACAAUCAAAAUGACCUACCGAAGCCAGAUCACGGGUCUGGCUCACCCAGCGGAAGCUUUGACUCGGCCGCCUUGAACGAGACUGAACCAGAGCUCGAACCUGAAGUGCCAUUCAUACCACUUUGCAACUUCCAGUCGCCGAACAGUACUGAAGACCUUCCACCUGCGGUAAACGGUUCUGUGACGGCGAAUUCCACCGACAUGUGGCCUUCUCGCACCCGCGGCCCUUCGACAAUGCCGACGCAAUUGAGCUCAGCCUCUCAAGGCCUGUCGACUUUCAUAUCGCCGCCUCCGAUGUUGACGACAUAUACGGCGACGGGUUCUGCCGUGAGGCCGUCGUCCGGCUCGACCGCCCAAGACCGGUCGACUUACAUAGAGCCCCCUCCGACGAUAAAUACGUUUACGACUAUCGUGAGAUUGACGACUAUCAUCACGCUGCCUUUCCCAUCUCUAGCACCUAGCACGAUAACCAAAGUCAUACCGGCACCUACUUCAACUACGCCGUAG